CAAAAUAUCCUCUCUUGUUUUUCUUUCUACCUAGGGAAUGAUUCGCCAAUGGAUGAGACGCGCGUCGCGGCUCCAAUCCGCUGCCCAGGGAUUCCUCCGCGCGGGCCCUGGUUCUUGGAGCUCUAGACGCGCGGCUCUGAGCGGCGCCGCUGGAAAUCUCGCGAGAGGGGCGUCGGAGAUCUCGUUCGCAAGGAUUAAGCUCUCGUCGCGGGUGAGGAUCGGCGCCAUCGGCAAAGAAAUGAGCGGCGGGGGUGCCAAGCCGGAGAUCGCCAAGACGAAGAUCGUGUGCACGCUCGGGCCCAAAUCCAGGGAAGUCCCGAUGCUGGAGAAGCUCCUCCGCGCCGGGAUGAGCGUUGCCAGGUUUAAUUUCUCUCACGGCUCUCACGAUUAUCACCAGCAGACGCUGGAAAAUCUCCGGAUCGCAAUGAACAACACCCAGAUCAUGUGUGCUGUGCUGCUCGACACUAAGGGGCCAGAAAUUCGUACUGGGAUGCUAAAGGAUGGAAAGCCCGUGCAGCUGGUGGAAGGAAAGGAGAUUACUAUCUCCACGGACUAUAGCAUUCUAGGCGAUGCUAACACUAUUUCUAUGAGCUAUAAGCGGCUUGCCGAAGACUUGGAACCGGGUAACACUAUCCUUUGCUCCGACGGAACGAUCACUUUGACUGUUCUUUCGUGCGACAAAGAGACUGCCUCGGUCAGGUGUCGGUGCGAAAACACGGCGAUGCUCGGGGAAAGAAAAAAUGUCAACUUGCCAGGGAUUGUCGUUGAUCUGCCUACUAUCACAAAGAAAGACGAGGAAGAUAUAAUGGGCUGGGGGCUGCCUAAUGCGAUCGACUUCAUCGCACUUUCUUUUGUGCGGAAGGGUCAAGACGUCGUCACUGUGAAGAAGCUUCUCGGUUCUCAUUCGAAGGCGAUCCAUAUCAUAUCUAAGGUUGAAAACCAGGAAGGACUCGUGAACUUCGAUGAUAUUCUACGCGAGUCCGAUGGUGUGAUGGUUGCCAGGGGUGAUCUUGGAAUGGAGAUCCCCACGGAAAAGAUCUUUUUGGCCCAGAAGAUGAUGAUAUACAAGUGCAAUGCGGCUGGGAAACCGGUAGUGACGGCUACGCAGAUGCUCGAGUCCAUGAUCAAGUCCCCGAGGCCGACUCGGGCCGAAGCCACAGACGUAGCAAACGCUGUUUUGGAUGGCAGCGACGCGGUGAUGCUCAGUGGCGAGACAGCAGCAGGGGCAUAUCCAGAGAUGGCUGUGAAGAUCAUGUCACGGAUUUGUAUCGAGGCGGAGGCCUCCCUCGACUACGCUACCAUCUUCAAGGAGCUCAUGAAGCAGACUGCUCUCCCGAUGAGUCCCUUGGAGAGCCUGGCAUCUUCGGCAGUUCGGACGGCAAACAAGAUUGGAGCGUCCUUGAUCGUGGUGCUUACCCGAGGAGGAAGCACCGCAAAGCUCGUUGCGAAGUACAGGCCCAAGGUUCCCAUACUCUCGGUUGCGGUGCCGGUGCUUACGACCGACUCAUUGACGUGGUCGUGUAGCGAGGAGUCGCCCGCUCGGCACAGCUUGGUUUGCAGAGGCUUGAUUCCUUUGCUGGCUGAAGGCUCCGCAAAGGCUACGGACUCGGAGUCCACGGACGACAUCCUCAACGCUGCUCUUCGCUACGCUCUAGGCAAGAAUCUGUGCCACAGUGGUGAGUCCAUUGUGGCUAUCCACCGCAUUGGAGCUGCGUCGGUUAUUAAGAUCAUGGAAGUGAAGGCGUCUCGCUAGAUGAGGUACUCCGGUUUUGUGUUCUCGUGGUCUAACUUAAUUCUUAUUGACAUAGAAUAAAGCCGUUCUUUCGGCUGGCAACGAACACUCUCCCAUUUUUAAUAAUACGAUUUUGUUUUUUCUUUUUUA
Messenger RNA from Selaginella moellendorffii, 1882 nucleotides. Its product is annotated as pyruvate kinase, cytosolic isozyme. The transcript has 5 exons. NCBI's taxonomy places the organism in Eukaryota, Viridiplantae, Streptophyta, Lycopodiopsida, Selaginellales, Selaginellaceae. Gene Ontology annotation, molecular function: magnesium ion binding; potassium ion binding; pyruvate kinase activity. The record is from RefSeq and is a predicted model, not a curated record. Gene Ontology annotation, cellular component: cytoplasm. Bases 38 to 1753 code for a protein of 571 amino acids. Gene Ontology annotation, biological process: glycolytic process.